Molecule: messenger RNA, 717 nt
Organism: Drosophila takahashii
Lineage: Eukaryota; Metazoa; Arthropoda; Insecta; Diptera; Drosophilidae
Gene: RpL10Aa
Product: Ribosomal protein L10Aa
Biological process (GO): translation; maturation of LSU-rRNA
Cellular component (GO): cytosolic large ribosomal subunit
Molecular function (GO): structural constituent of ribosome; RNA binding
Source: RefSeq, a predicted model, not a curated record
AACACGUUCGGGAAAAGUGCCUUAAAAUUUUUAAAUACAUACGUCAGAUACAAUUAGUUAUAAAUUAUGGCAUCGAAAGUAUCUCGCGACACGCUCUAUGUGGCAGUCCAAAAUAUCCUACAGGAAUCGCAGGCCAAGGGACGCGACUGCCUUGAAAAAGUGGAGCUGCAGAUUGGACUCAGGGACUAUGAUCCUGAGAAGUGCAGACGUUUUUAUGGAAGUGUUCUCUUACGUCACCUGGCAGUUCCCCAAUUGAAGGUGUGCGUGAUUGGAGAUCAAGAGCAUUGUUAUGAGGCAAAGGCCAAUGGAGUCGAUUGCUUGGAUGUGGAAGCCCUCAAGAGGCUUAACAAGGAUCAAAAGUUGAUAAGGAAGUUGGCCAAGUCCUACGAUGCCUUCUUGGCCUCCGAGUCGAUAAUCAAGCAGAUCCCCAAGCUUCUGGGUCCCGGUCUUACCAACGCGGGCAAGUUUCUCACUCCACUGACUCACAAGGAGUCUAUGCGCUCCAAAAUCCAGAUACUCUCCACCAAAAAGCUGCUGAUGAGGAAGAUGGCCUGUCUAUCAGUUAAUGUCGGCCAUGUUGGCCUGCAUGCGGAGGAACUGGCUCGAAACAUAAGCAUUUCGAUUAAUUUUCUUGUUUCGCUGCUGAAGGGAAACUGGCAGAAUGUGCGCUCACUUCAUAUCAAAUCAUCCUUGGGUGCACCUCAUCGACUUUAUUAG